GUCACCUCAAUUCAAAUGUUCAUGUCAGUGGAAAACAAGAGGGGGACUGUGGUCUAAUGUUGUUCCUCUAUGCUAAUGCCUGCAGUGUUUAGCAUUUGUUUUGCCAGCGGUAACAUGGCACGACGCAGGCGGAGACAGGCCUAUGACUGAAUGACACCCGUGGAUUUGUCCUCGCUGCGGAUGGUGUGGGAGGACGUUGUUGUGGCAGCUCUUUAUUCUCAGACCCCUCCUGUCCCAUUCAAGGCUGACUUGGGCUUGUGGUGCUAACUGGCUGUUAAUUGCCUGCCUAUACACAAGGCUUUCUCCACAUGCAGAAACCAGCUCCUUCAAGGGAAACUACCCUAAUGAGAUUAUCUAUCAGAGCAUGGGCCUGUCUAGACACCCCAAUACACACCACACACCCACCCACACACUAUAGCCUGCAGAGGUUUGAGAGGACGCCCCCCAGGUAAAAGUUACCUGCAGAAAGAGUGCAUGUUAUCAUUACACCAUUAUGGGUUUACACCCACUGUGUAAUAUCUAUUAUGGAGAAAGCUGCGAGUGUAGAAACGUGUAAAGGUGAUCAUGUAGUUAAUGUCCGACAUUUUAGUCGUCUUUUAUUCUGUACAUGUAAUAAAUAAAUAAACAGUGUAAGAAUAAUGCUUUGAGAAAACCUUCACAUGCAAAACACACAGCAUUGAAACGUUCCCCCAAUUGUAUGUCCAUCAGUUUUGUUUAAUGUGUUAUAUUGGGUAUUUACCACGUUGCACAAACACACUAAAUGCCUUUUUGGUGUGUGUGUGUGUGUGUGUGUGAAUGAUAUUUACACAGAUUCUGGUGCCGCUGCGAGCCCUGAUCUGCAGCAGGGAAGUCUGUCCAUAUUUGUUUUAAAGUCUCUUAGCAGUUAAUAAAGCUACAUUUCCUCCGUUCCCCCUUCCUGUGGGGACGGUAUCAAGGCUCUGUUAAGUCUCUUUGAUUUCCAGCACCCUCCAAUCACAGCGGGGCUCUGACUCAUCAUUGUGCCACUUCAAAGUCUGGGAAUGGCUCUCUUGACCCCACCCACCCCGGGGCUCCCCUUAAAAGUCAUGGUCAUCCCGUUCUGAGCAGGACUCACCAUCUCUGAAACAUAUCUGCUGCUGCAACACUGACUAACCUUCUGCCUCCCUGAGCUGCUGGAUUUAUUACCUUUUUCUUUACACGAGGCAGGAGAGCAGAACUGCACCUGGAUAUCACGGACACUUGGAUUUACUUUUUGGCCCUCAGUGCUUGAACCUUUCUUCAAGCUUCUCCUGAACGAUGCAGUCCAUCAGAGACUUGAAGCCCAACUUCGGCGGCCCUCCUCCCCCCUCUAUGGCUGCUGGCCCCGACGCCUAUCUCCAAGGCAACAUUAGGAUGACUCUGGAGGACCCUGAACUCUGGAAGUCCUUCCAUGAAAUAGGAACAGAGAUGAUUAUCACAAAACCGGGCAGGAGGAUGUUUCCACACUGUAAGAUUAAUCUGUCCGGCCUCAUUCCAUGUGCCAAGUACAUCUUACUGGUUGACAUGGUGCCUGUGGAUGGUUUCAGGUACAAGUGGAAUAAAGAGAAAUGGGAGGUGGCAGGGAAAGCGGAGCCCCAGCCUCCCUGCAGGACGUACCUCCACCCCGACUCUCCAGCCCCGGGGAGCCACUGGAUGAAGCAGUCCGUCUCCUUCCUCAAACUCAAGCUCACCAACAAUACACUCGACCAGCACGGCCAUAUCAUUUUGCACUCCAUGCAUCGCUACCACCCGCGCUUCCACAUCGUCCAGGCGGACGACCUCUUCAGCGUCCGCUGGAGUGUGUUCCAGACCUUCACCUUCCCUGAGACUUCCUUCACAGCGGUCACAGCGUACCAGAACACCUCGAUCACAAAGCUGAAGAUCGAUCACAACCCGUUCGCAAAAGGUUUCCGGGAUGAAGGCACAAAUAAAAAAAGGCGUUCAAACAAGAGCCCGGCCUGCCUGGAGAAACGAGCCAAGAAGUCCGACAUGUUGAACAGAGACUCUGAGGAGGACAGUCCACCAGAUUUCUGCCGGUCAUCGUAUGAGGGUUACGACGGAGAGGAAGGAGACCGGCCCAAAAAGAAAGAGGCUGAUGGUGUCAAGGAGGAGCGUUACUCCUCGUGGGCUGCUGAAAGGGAGCAGAGUGUGAGGACUGAAUCUCCCGCUGGGCCGGAGCCCAGAGACAUGUACAACACGGAGCAGCUGGUUCCCGCUCCCGCUUCCUACCAGCCGUACAGGUUCCACGAGUACGGGAAGUCUCCCUCUCCCUCCUCCAGCGUCGGCAGCAGCAGCAGCAGCAGCAGCAGUGGAUCAGGACGCAGCAGCUUUGAGUCCAGAGUCCCUGAUGUCGCCACCGUGCCCGAUCACGACGCUUCAAAGCCCCGCACGCUUGAGGUUGGCCCUUCCCCGUGUGGCCCCCAGCACCUCCCCGCCCCCCAGGAUUACACCGGGGUCCUCAACAUGUCCAUGGCCCACCAGGCCGGCAAGCCGGGGGUGAUCGGCCACCACAUCUACAGCCCGUACAGCGGCGAGCAGCCACUGGGCCAGUGGAGCGGCCCUGGUCCCACCCAGUACCCCCCCCCUCACCACCUGACCGCUGACUACACCACGCAGGCUGUGCACCACGGCUAUCACCAUGGCAACGUGGCUGAGUGGAGCCAGUACCCGCUGUUCUCCUACUCCUGCUGGUGAAGCGGGUCUUCGACGAUAACUGUGACUUUUACUGCUGCGCCGCCAUCUUGCCAGAAUGCUGCUCCGGUGCUCACACAGCUGUGAGAGUGCAUGACGAGGCUGGGGGCCACGAGGGCCACGACCACAGAGAACCUGGAGGAUGAAGAAGCAGAGCGGCCCGUCCACGCUGCUGGCCGGAUGCUGAGCGUGUGCUACGCCAUGCUGUUUGACUGUUUUUGAUUGAUGGAUUGUCUAUUUAUUUUGUAUUUCAUCUCAUCUCCAAGUUUAAAUAUUAUUUUUGUAAAAGAAAGAAUAAAACAUAAGAGUGUGCAAUUUAUGUCUGUCUUCAAACUGUGAUGUGAUCUGAAAAUAAAAACCU
Molecule: messenger RNA, 3049 nt
Organism: Cottoperca gobio
Lineage: Eukaryota; Metazoa; Chordata; Actinopteri; Perciformes; Bovichtidae
Gene: tbx16
Product: T-box transcription factor 16
Exons: 9
Coding region: 1276-2691 (471 amino acids)
Biological process (GO): positive regulation of DNA-templated transcription; regulation of transcription by RNA polymerase II; heart morphogenesis
Cellular component (GO): chromatin; nucleus
Molecular function (GO): DNA-binding transcription factor activity, RNA polymerase II-specific; RNA polymerase II cis-regulatory region sequence-specific DNA binding
Source: RefSeq, a predicted model, not a curated record